Molecule: messenger RNA, 1429 nt
Organism: Mya arenaria
Lineage: Eukaryota; Metazoa; Mollusca; Bivalvia; Myida; Myidae
Exons: 7
Coding region: 219-1400 (393 amino acids)
Source: RefSeq, a predicted model, not a curated record
UUCUAAGAUUUAAUUGUGUUUGUAUUUUCUUAAAUUAGAAAUACGACAAGACUUAAAACAACCGUUAAGCAUAUUUAGUUAGAAGGAUUUUGUUUGUGACAACUGCCUAAGGCCUCAUUAAUUUUUCAUUUUACUACCGGUCAGAUGUUAACCAAGUUAAAUAUGUAUGAAACGACGAGUGAGUAGGGGAACUUUAUUAUUUUCAUCAACUUCAAAUCAUGGUUUUACCGGUAGACGCUUUCAAAUUUUCAUCCCGAGGCGCAAUAUGUUGCGGCAGGGCCAUUCUUAUUGGGUUGGGCCUGACAUCCAUCUACAUCGGCUUAUUGUUGAACAACACUUAUUAUAAGAACAAAUCAGGUCCGCUGCUUACGCCAAAAGAACCAGUAAACACGAGUUUUCCCUUGGUUGGAGACUCGGGCCAGUCAUUUGUGGACGGAUUGCAAGUGAAAGAAAGGAAGCCCAAAUCCACUUGCAAGGAAUACUUUUUACCAACGGUAGAAGAAAAUGUGAAUGUGAUAGAGCAGUAUCCGGCCGGUGACGCCCUCAGGUACAUGUCGAGAAUCGGGGGCCACAUGGAGGCACCAAGGGAGCUAAGAAAGAUUCCCGUAAUAGUGACAGCCGUCGACCGCAACUUUUAUCCAAUAGGGAUCGGGCUACAUUGGUCAGUUCAUUGGCAUUUGAUGAAGAGACCGGAGUACAAGAACAUUAAAGUAAUUGUGUACGACUUAGGGCUGACCAGGAGACAACGGAAAAUGAUGAUACGGAACUGCCGUUGCGAAUUAAGAAAGUUUGUCUAUGAAGAUUAUCCCGCCCAUGUCAAAAUAAGGAAAACGUAUGCUUUUAAGCCAAUCAUAAUCCAGACUGUUCUGAUGGAGUUUGGCUUCGUUUGGUGGCUGGAUAGUUCAGUUCGGUUCAUAUCCGGUGACCUCGAACCGACCCUGUCCCUUGCACGUGCACACGGGGCCCUCUACAACGUACACCACGAUGAACAUAACGUGCUCGGAAUCACCAGGCAGACGGACGCACGAACGUUCACGUUUUUAAAAGAAGACACGUGUAAAUUUAAACCUUUUGCCGAAGUAAGCGCAACGACGGUUUUGUUUUAUUUCAACUCCAUAACAAAGGCUGUUGUCAAAGCGUGGGUAAAAUGCGCCCUAAAUGAAGACUGCAUCGCUCCUAAGGGGAGCAAUCUCAAGAUAAUAUGUGAUUUAAAAGAUUCACGGGAUGGUCGUUGUCACAGGUUCGACCAGUCUGUGUUGGGUAUUUUAUUCAGGAGGAUUUAUCAUGAAACGGAUAUUUUCGAACCAGGAAAGUCGUUAAACAAAGUCGUAGAAAUCCGCAGAAACGAAGUGUUACAUUACUUUGAAAGUUGUUCGCCUAUUGGAAAGUGUUUAAUAUGAUUUAUAAAGAGUGUACAUAUGUACUUAUA